Molecule: messenger RNA, 5466 nt
Organism: Scomber japonicus (chub mackerel)
Lineage: Eukaryota; Metazoa; Chordata; Actinopteri; Scombriformes; Scombridae
Gene: erich3
Product: glutamate-rich 3
Exons: 14
Coding region: 1-5466 (1821 amino acids)
Source: RefSeq, a predicted model, not a curated record
AUGAGUCACCUCAACCCAGGACUCAUUUCAGCCUACAACAGCCUCACAGACAAACAUCUCGCUGGAUACUUCAGCAACACUCGGAUCAGGAGACACUUGCAGAGAGCAGGACUGAUCACCAGGAGUGGGCGUAUUGUUCCAGACAAGGAGUACAGACAUAAGCUGAUCCAGAGAACCCACCAGAGACACGUUCGAGAAUGCCUGGCCCAGGCCAUUUUCCACAAGGUGCUGGAGAUGGAGCGUCUCCAUCAAAUAGAGAUCAAAAGAAAACUGGAGGAGUUUGCAAGGAGGGAAAGAGUGCAUAAGAUCAAGGUGGAGCGUUCUAAAAGGUAUGAAGAAGAAAUUAUCCACAUCCUGUCUCCACGCCCACCCACGGGUGCGAGGGGUGUCCAAAAACAGCAUUCUGGGCCAGAGGGGGAACACUCUGAGUCCUCUGAGUCUCCGAGCUCGUCUCGACCCAACACGGCUCCAGGGAAGAUGCAGAGGCCGGUGCGUCUGAAGCCAAUCCACAGCAACAGUAACACAGCUUCACUCAGACGCAGCUCCCCUUACAGACUCCAUGGGUCCUCCAACGAGAACGAUCAGCCAUUUAACUGCACUAUGGACAAGGAGUCCCGCAGACGUUUGACCAUGACGGACACCUACCGUGGCAUCUCACCCUACUGCCUCCCGGUCAUCAACAACUUUGUCACCCCAGUGCCUCCAACCACGAAGAGGAAAGAGAGGGGCGUUAAGGUCACUCCUAGCAGCACUGUCAGAGGCCGCAGACUGCGCCCCACCACUGCCUCCAGUGGAGUUGAAGUCCAUGAGGAGCCGCCCAUGCUGAGGAGCUCUGUGCACCAGAGCAGAGUGUGUGUGAACAUGGUGUACUUUGGCAAAACAGUGCAUCUCUCCCACGACCUGAGUGACAUGAGGGAUGAGAUCAAGGUUUUUCAGCAACACUGUGGAGGAGAAAACCUGUGUGUGUACAAGGGCAAGCUCCGAGAGGGAGAGAUGUUCGGCUUCAUUUCGAGGCGACACCGAGGUUUCCCGUUCAGCUUGACCUUCUUCCUGAACGGACUGCAGGUGGAGCGGCUGAGCUCCUGCUGUGAGUUCAAACACAGGAAGGGCUCCAGACUCGGUGGCAGACACGGACACUUUGGUUUUUCCGGUGUAGAGGGGGCCUCACCCUGCUACAAGUGCAUCAUAGCAAUGGGACUGGACAAAAAGCCCACACCUCCACCAAAGAAGGUCAAAGAUGAUGGAAUAAAAGAAGAGACUGUUGCCAGCCCAAAGGGUACUGUUGAGAUGGAGACAGAGAGGACUGUGGAGGAUGCUAGCUCUCACUCCGAGUGUGAAACCAGCCAGCCACAGGACAUGGAGACUCAAGUCAAAGAAGAGACAGCACCUGAGGACAAACUCAGAGACGAUUAUGAAGAGGACUUUGAAGCAGACGAUGAAGGCCCCACUGAAGACACUGAGGUAAAGGAAAAGAAAUCCCCACCUCCACCCAGGGAAACUGAAAAACAGGCUCAACAGAGAGACACCUCUGAGACUGAAGAUGACGACAAGGAUGAAGAUAUAAAGUCUCAUUCAGGCUCCAGCUCCUCAGGCAGCGACAGGGAGGAGAGUGAUACUGAGGCCCCCAAAGACUCCAGAGAGAAUGAGAUAGUAGAGCAAACUACAGAAGUCGAUCAGGAGGAAACCGCUGCUCCAUCAGACGAAAAAGAUGAACUAAAUCCAGAAGAAGCCGUUACAGAGUCUGCUGCUGCUAAGGACUCAGAUAUACAGGACAGCGCCGGGGACAGCACAGAGAUUGAAAUUUCUGAUGCCAGUGUUCCCUCAGGGACAGAGAAUAAACAGGGCGACGAGACCUCAGGAGACAAAGAGGAUGAGAAAACAUCAGACAAGAGCAAACAGGGGGAGGAACAGGAGAGGGCCAAAUCUGUGCAGGAGAAGCUAGCAGAGGCCAUACUGAAGGAGUCCCAGUGCAGUUCUGAGCCAGAAUUAAGUGACACGAGUACUGAGGAGGAGGAAGAGGCCACAGAUAAAGGCCAUAAACAAGACAAUGAGGAUGCUGUUCCAGACAAAAAUGUUGUUGUUGAAGCUGAAGUGGUACUUGUUCAAGAAGAGACGUCUGAACCAAAAGAACAGAAGGAUGAAGAGGCUCAUGAGGGUACUGAGAGCUCCCAAGAUGAGAUGGUCAAAAAGGAUGAGGAUGUUGAAAAGGUUGCAUCAGAAGGAGACAAAGAUGAAGCCACAGUAGAGAAGGAUGAAUCAGGAGUCAUGGAGAUUGCAGAUGCAGCCCUGCAACUUGUAUCUGAAGAGAAAAUGGCAGAAGGUGACAAGACCUCAGAAUCUCAAGAUGAUGCCGCAGCUAACACAGAUGCUAACACAGAUGCUGCAGAUAAAGAUGAAGAAAACAUGCAAAAAACUGCAGAGGAGGCUGAGACGCGGCCUGACGAGACAGGGAAUGGGGCAAAAAGCAGUGGAGAGCAUGAGUCAUCAGUUUCAGACCUGAAUAAAAAGACUGAUGAGACAGAAGUGCCAGAUAAUGCAGAGGCGGAGGCGAUGACAGCAAACGAGACAAUGGAGAUGAAAGCAGAGCCCUCGGAGGACCGAGAGGCCCUCAGCUGUGAAGAGGCACCUGUAACCAACACAGAGGGGCACCAAGAAGACAGUGAGGACAGAACCGCAGGAUCAGAAACAGAAGUCACGGCAGAUAAUUCAAGUAGCUCGUCGGAGGGGAGUGGAGACACCACAGUUCAUGCUGAAAAGGCAGCAGAAACAAAUGAGGACAAUGCAAAGGAUGAGAGCAGUAAAGAUGAUGUUAAAGAGGAAGAGGCAGAGGAGGCGUCAGGAGCAGAGGCUGAUAAGGAUGACAGUAAAAAACAGGUGUGUGAUGCAGGAGAAGAAACAGAAAAGUCAGUGGAAAUAAACGAUAAGGUAGAGGAGGAGAAAUCUGAAGAGGAAAGUAAAGAAGAAAAAGAAACAAAUCCAGAUGAGAUACCAGACGGUGAAAGAACUGAGGAAAGAAAAAAGGAUGAAACAGAUAACACAGAAGGAGAACAGAAUGAUGAAAGCAAGGCAGAAGAAAGUAUAAAAAAUGACGAAAACAUUACAGAAGAGACUAAAACUGACUCAAACACUGAAGGAAAGUCAAAUGAAGAACAAACUGAAAAAACCCUCAGUGAAGAAGAUAAAGUUGCAAAUGAGGAGAAGGCAGAUGAAUCAGAAAAGACAGAGAACGAUGAAGAUAAACGCAAUCUUGUGGAUAGUCAAUGUGUCAAGAGUGAAGACUGUGGGGGAGAAUCUGAAGGAAAGGCAGCCGCAGCUGAUCAAACUAACGAAGGUGAAGAAAUAAAUGAAACAAACGCAGAUGCUGAUGAAGAAAAGGGUGAUAGGGCAGAGAUGGAGAAAGAUGAGAAUGACAAUAAAGCGAAAGAAAGUGAGGUAGUGAAUAAAGAUGAGGAAGAGAAAGAAAUCAUAACUGACAUGACCGUAGUGGCAGAGGAAAUAAUAUCUGGGAUUACAGAAGAACCUGAGAAAAGUUUACAUGAAGGCGAAGCAGCAAAUGCUAAUGGGACUAAAACAAGUGAAGAGACGCUAAACAACGUGACAGAGGCUGAAAAUGUUGAGAAAGAAGCUGUAAAAGAAAGUGAGAAUGGUGAAAGGAGAGAAGUCGAUGCUGAAAAUGGGGAGAAGUCUACUGGAGCAGAGAGCAAAACAAAUGAGGAUGGGACAGAGACACUGACUGAAGAGAAAAAUAAUGUUAAUACACCAGUGCAAGAUGAAGAAGAUAGAAAAACAGAUGAGCUGAUGGAAAAUGAGAAUAAAGACGAAGAGAAAGUAACUGUGGAGUCUGGAGACGGUGCUGGACAACGUGAAGACAACAUGGUCGAUCAGGCUCCUGCUGCUGGUAUGGUGGAAAGUGAGGCUGAGGAAGGGGAGGCCAGUGCGGAAAAUCUAAAUGAAUCCAAUAAAAAAGACUCUGAGCCUGAGAUAUCUGGUACGGAGAUAAAAGAGGAAACUAAAUCUGAUCAUCUAAAUACAGACAGAAAAAACAGUGAGGCCGAGGAGAUGAAAGAAGACCCUAAUGAUAAAGACAGCGAUACAAAGAAAGAUAACAACCAGGACCAAGUCAGUGAGGCGGUAGUUGCUUCUUCAGGGGAUCAAGCACAAUCUUCAACAGAUCACAAAGAGAAUGAGGAGUCUGACUUGAACUCUGACAAACACACAGAUGAAAAUGUUGCUGCCGCCCUCUCUGUAGCCGAUGGCGAAAAUGGCAGAGCAGACACAGAGGAGGUGAGCAAGGCCUCAGAGGAAGGAGCGAGUGUACUGCUCAAACCUCAAGAACAGUCGACAGAGGUUGCACACAACGAUGCUGAAGAGAGCCCUGCAAUAGGUACAGAAACUCCGGAGACCUUGGCAAAAGAAGACAACACAGAUCUGGUCACGAACUGGGUGACUAUGCAUCAAACGUCCAAGUAUUUUGAGACGUUCGUUGAACCUUUAGAAGACUUGAGGGAUUCAGAGGCUCAAACAACCAACUCCAACACUGAAGAAACACAAUCUACAGAGCUGACAAGAUCAGUGAGUCCACUGAAGACAGUGAGGACAUCUGAUGGAGAAGCUGCUGAUGGUGUUGAAAAUGCAGAAGAAGGGCACACGCAAAAAGAUGUAACUGAGGCAGGGAGAAAAAAUGAAGUGGAAGCUGUACAGUUGGACCUCCAGAACAAUGAGUCAGAAAAUAAUGAACCACUUGACAAGGAGCCUGGCAAAGAUACAUUGCAAGUGGAGGAGACUGAGGUGAAAAACUUUACACCCAACACAGAGACUCAACCGAAUGGUCAUGAAGUCACGAGGGAAGACAUGAGGUCAGAAGAGCAUAAAGGAAGCAGGGGAUCCCUUGUAGAAGACAAGAUUCAAGAGGGACCAGCAGAGGGGAACAUUGAGGAAACUGAUAUUUCCAAAACUGAAGUGGAAAGUAUUGCAUGUACUAAUCAUUCAGGAAUCAGCGGCAAUCCUGAGAGUGUCACAGAGACUCAAACUGAGGAGAAAAUGACUGAGAAUCAGCCAGACUUACAUGAGAAACAAACUGAAGAGAAGAAAGAUCAUCUGUCUUUGCCUAAAACUGAGGAGCAUCCACAGUGUUCAGAGAGUUCGGAAUUGGUUUCCACUGACACGAAAGCAGAUGCACAGAAAUCUUCAGAAGAAACACAGGAGAAAACAGAUGAAGACAGUCGAGAAGUGACAGAAAUAACUGAUUUUACAACGGCCAAGUCAGAUGAUGGAAGCCAAGGGGAGAUUCACCCCAAACCAUCUGAGGGCAGCAUCAACGGAGACAGAAGAGACACACAACUGAUCCAAGACAUCAAACACACUCUCAGUAAAGACAGGAUGAGCAUGUUCUCCGUGGACGAAACACUGUUUGGUCGCAGUUCAUAUCCUUUGCUGACGACAGCGAGAACUGAGAGUGGACUUUAG